Molecule: messenger RNA, 2869 nt
Organism: Monascus purpureus
Lineage: Eukaryota; Fungi; Ascomycota; Eurotiomycetes; Eurotiales; Aspergillaceae
Source: the annotation of a GenBank genome assembly
CGGACACAUACACAGGAAGUUCCACUCUGCGACGAUCUUCAAUCCUGCAACUUUCCUUGCUUCAUUCUAAACCUAUGACCGCGAAGUCAAUGCGCGUCGCAUUAUGAAAUGAAAUGAAAGCCCCAUUCAAUCCCUCGCCACACAGUCCCUCCGCGAUAUCUGUCUAACUCAAAAGACGCAAGACCAUAUACCUCAAACGACAGACGAAAAAGACAAUAGAGACAGAACAUGGCACACUCAAAGCGAAACACCUCCCUCCCUCACUUUACAUCUUACGAACGCAGCCUCCUCCGCGGAUCCUGGGGCACCCAACGCACCCGAAUCGGUCGCGACUCCUUCCUCCCCUUUGACUCAUGUCGGCUUUGCCUGCAACCCGCUCGUGCUCCUGUCGUGGCGUGCGCAACAAAUGGAGACCUCUUCUGUCGGGAAUGCGCGAUUAGCGACCUUCUUGCCCAGCGACAGGAGAUUAAGCGGCUAGAACGGGAGCGGGAGGAGGCAAGGCGACGUCUUGAGGAAGAGGAAGCACGGACAAUGGAAGAGGCGAAAGCGAGAGAAGUUAGGGAGUUCGAACUUGUCAGUAUGGGAUUGGAGGGGAGUAAGAAUAACAAUAACAGGGCUCGUGAAGAAUAUGACUAUAGUAGAAAGCGGAAGGUCGAAGAGGCUGCUACAACCGGGUCUGGAGGAGUUGAUGUGGAGGGUGGGAAGAGACGGAGGCUGUCAAGUUUGGAUGAGAAAGGGAUUUCCCCGGAGGAGAGAGAGAAUAUUCGACGGGAACUGAAGAGGGAGAAGUCCGAUGCAAAAUCAUCUAUCCACUCGUUCUGGAUUCCCUCUCUUACGCCAGAUACUGAUCCUACCGAAGCCAUAGCAAACAAGUCUGUGAAGCUAUCCCCCAUCUGCCCUGGAUCAAACGAAUCAAAUCGGCAUAGCUACUCUCUCAAGUCUCUUGUGGAUGUGCAUUUCACCGAGGACAAGGCCACAGAUGGUUCCGUAUCGAGGGUUUGCCCGAGUUGCAAGAAGAAUCUAAGUAAUGGAUUGAAGGCCAUGUUGACCAAACCAUGCGGCCACAUAAUCUGCGCUCCCUGCGUUAUAAAGUUUAUGACUCCUUCCCCCGACCACCAGCAGCCGGACCCUCACGCUUCUAAAGAGGAGCAGGAACGCUCGGCAGCCAUGCAGGGCCGUAUGCUCUGUUACGUCUGCGAGACCGACAUCACGCCUGACGACUGGAAGAAGGAUACCACCGGAGCCACGGACGGCAACGGUCUUGGCAACGAUAAGAAGUCGAAAAGGAAAAGGGACAAGGAUAAGGACAAGAAUGGGGUCAAGCCGGGUCUGGUGGAGGUUAGUUCGGAGGGGACGGGGUUCGCUGGGAAAGGUGGAAAUGUGGCUACUAAAGUCGGUGUGGCGUUUCAGUGUUGAGCUGUCGAUCCAUUAUAUGCAGUGUAGACAUUUACCAUUUACAUAUGAUACAGAAUAUGCAUAUCUAUAUAGUGUCUUCGAUGGGUAAUUGAUUCGGAUUUGGAUAGAUCAUUUCCUUUUUCCCUAUGCAUGCAACAUGUUCUAAUUGUAUGACCUAUUGUAUCGAAUUUGGUUAACAGAAGAAACUCUCAAGUAUGACUAUUUUGAAUGAUAUACAGCGCUGGUAUAGAUACAAAAGCCCGGGAUUCCUUGAUACCCCAAUCUACAGGCUUAGAUUGCCCUUAAAACAAGAUCCCAUCACCAUUUAUCAACCUAUUUCUUCCUCGCAUUGUUGAACUCCCGUACAACCACCUCGCACUUGACCUCUUGACACAAUCGCUUGCGACGGCUUGCCUCCAAUUUUGACGCGAACUCCAGCCCACUCGCCCGUUCCACCGCCUCAAGCGGGACCUCAAAGUCCGAUAGGCGCUUAUCGUUGGGAAUCCGGGCAUUAGGCAGGACAAAGGCUCCCAGCGCUACAUUGCUCCGGGGAUUUCCAGUUCCAUCCUCGCCGUAGAUGACCUUGUAGAAAUGAGUCGGGACAGCGACAUUGGGCGGGUUACCGAUCACCUCGUAGCUGACGCGCCACUUGCCAUCGGCAUCACGAUGAGGUAGAUACAGCGGACCGGUGAUAAUGCGAACCGAGGGAUACUUUUUGGUGAGAUUCCGGCAGAAUUCCUCAAAAUGGGCCCAGUAGUCACGGUUGAAACCCUCUCCAACCUGUGGGCACAUGUUGCUCAGAGCGAAGGUUCCGUCCAUAGCGUCUUGUGACCAUUUGGCGUCUGCGGCAGGGACCUGGUGACCCCUGUCGUAGCCGGAGCGGAAGUAGUCGGACAGUUUAGCGCGAAAGGCCGCUGGGAUCGUGGUGUCCUCGAAGAACGUGCUGUUCUUGCGGUCUGCGUUGUGCUGGGCGAGCGAUUGGGGUGUGAUAUGUUCUGCUACCCAGGAGGGAUUGCGGGUGCGACGGUCAAAGGCUCCAGUAAACGGUAGAGAUGAAAGUGUGUCAGACACGGGGCCAGGGAAUCCAUAUUGCAGAAUGCCGGUAGGGUCAACUGGGGAUCCAGUUGGAGGUUUGGGAGCGAGAGAUGGAGUCGGAAAUUGCGGGGAGGGAACCUUGCUCAAGCCAGCAGGUGUCGGAGUAGAUGGAGGGGGAGCAAUAGCCAGAACAGGUAAUUCUUUCUGGGACGGUUUCGAGGAAUAGAAGAGCGCCGUGAUGCCAGCACCGGUGGCAGCGCUGGCGGCGGCAAUGACUGCAAACGUUGCUUUGGACAUGGUAGCUCGGGGUAACCUAGCGGUCCCGUCUACUGGAGGAUUAAGGAACUGACCACGGCCGGCCCAACUUGUGCUGCCUGGAGAAUUCCCACCCUUUUAUUCCCAAAUGCGCAGAAGCAGGAGCCGUGAGGGAGAAGUGGAA